UGAAGCAAAAUAGGGCAGAAGCACGGCAAAAUGAGACAUCUGUCUAACGGUUGAACAAUUUUAUCAGUUCGUGAUGUUAAGUAACAAACGCGCAAGCAAGCAGAUAAAAUAAUUUGUCAUUUCGUUAAGAUAAAAAUGGCAAUUGUGAAAAGUGGAAAUAAUUGGUGAUGAAAAACUGAUGAAAUUUUAGUGAUUGCCAACUGCAUGGACCUGCUGGAUGUAUGUACAUAAUUAUUCAGUGCAGAAAAAUUAUAUGAAAUAAGUGAAAAAAUUAUUGAAGCAAUAUAAGCAGAAUACUAAAAGUGUUAAAAAAAAAAGAAUUUUAAAAUAUUGUACUAAAAAAUUUAUAAAAAAGAAAUUAUUGAAAAAAACUUAUAAAAAAAUUUUAAAAACUUGAAAUUAUAAAAAUUGAAUUUUUGUUUCAAUAAAUAAUACAUUUUGGUAAAAAAAAAAUAUAAAGAUUUAAACAAGUUUUUGAUUUAAUAAAAUACUAAAUUUAAAAAAACUCUAAAAAAUAUAAAUAUAUUAAAAAAUUCUGUGCAACGUGUCUAAAUUAAAAAAAAAAAUUAACUGUUCUUCAACUUUUCGCAAACCGCAUGAAGCAGUAAAAUGAAAUUUCAUAUAUAUUUUGUCAUUUUACUAAUUUUCUUGAAGAAAGCAAAUGCUGACUACAUUCAGUGCUACGUAUGUGAAGAUUGCGAGGAAAAUGAAGGCGAAUUGGUGUCCUGUGCACUUCUUGGAGAGUUACAAUUAAUAGACCCAACAGUUGAGACCACAGCAGAGACCGCUGCACUCAUCAGCUCAACACAGAUGACAACCACAGCAAUAAUAAGCGAAAACAUCACUUCAGCCAAUUUUGAGAAUCUGACCUCAACGACGACAACAGUCACCUCAGCCAAUUUCGAAAAUGUGAUGUCCACUAUAGUUGCAGUCCAGGAAAACAUAACCACAGUUAGUAUACCGAAUGCUAUUGACUCCAUGGAGUCUUAUGAGGAUAUGGAGUGGGAGCGGGAGAGCGCAGAAUCGCCAAUCUACAACGAGCCUGAUAGAGAAACAACGAACAGAACGAGUGGAGAAAAGGAAACUUUCAAUGCCACUGCUAUUUCUAGCAAUGAGACCAGCGAGACAACGGAGGACGGAAGCGCACCGCUGUUACUAGGCACAACGCCAACUUUGACGGUUAAUUUGACUUCCACUCUACAACAAAAUACUACUGAUAUGCUCGGACUGAACGUAACUAUAAGCGAAACUUUCUUGAACUCAACUACAUUUGUCACAACUCCCAAUGCUACCUCGGCAGCAGCAACCGGGAGUUUUGAAAGUUUUGAAAACAUCACUGGUACAGUCGAAACUACAGAUAUAGGUCCUCUAAAUACUUCGGUAAACGCAAAUUCUACAAGUAUGGCUACUGAGGUAUUGGAACUCAAUGGCACAGAGACCUUGAUCUCUGAAGAAAUUAAUGGAACAACACAAAUUAACACAACAGCCCAAAAUUUUGAAGGUGAUACAACAACAAUCAAUAAUACGAACCUUAGUUCUGACAACGUAACGUCAACAGAGAUUUUAAUAUUGGAAAAUGAGGCCAAUUCUGGAAACGGAACAAUUACUACUACGCCAAUAUUGGCAAAUGAUACCACGAGUUCUUUGGGGCUGAUGGGUACAAUACAAAACAAUACAACGACCAUAUUAGAAAAUGGAACCUCGAGUUCUAUGGAGAUUAACGGUACAGCAGGUCUUACUACCGGGACAUCGCUACUGGAAAAUGGAACCGCGAGUUCUGUGGGACUUAACGGUACAACAACCCUAACUUCUGGCAAUGUAACAACUACAGAGUCCAUGACCAGUUCCGUAGCUCUUAAUGGUACCACAGAAGUUAAUGCAACAGCUAUAAGUUCGGGAAAUAUAACGCAAAUAUUGGAAAGUACUAUAGGAAUAAAUGGAACAGCACAAGAAAGUUCUUCAGCGGUGGAUUCUGGGAACCUAACGACAAUAGGAAACUCGACAUUGGAAAGUGAGUCCAUGAAUUCUACUUCCACAUUAGAGCAAGAAAGUUCUUCAGCGGUGGAUUCUGGGAACCUAACGACAAUAGGAAACUCGACAUUGGAAAGUGAGUCCAUGAAUUCUACUUCCACAUUAGAGCAAGACAACUCUACGGUUCCUGAAAUAAUGGAACUGGCUGAAAAUCUCAACGAUACACUGCAAACGCUUUUGACAAAUUUGACGGCCACUAUAACAGGCAAUGAAACAAGCGAUGUGAUUGAACUUAAUGGUACUUCAGCGUCUCAAACAAAUGCGACAACAACAUCGGCAAAUGACAAUGCUACAUCAACUGUAAAUAAUGCGCCGAACGAGGCUAUCAUUUCCGAGGAAUACUCAGACGAAGAUGAUGGUAACAAUUAUGCCGAUUCUGAAGAAGAGUUCCGCAAACGCUCGAAGACUUAUCGCUUAAAACUUGGCGCUGAGAAGAACAAUCGUAAUGCUAAGGAAACAACAAUCAACGGCGUCCAGUUCUCCAAACCAUUCCUAAUUAAACAAACUCCUACGGACUUUUUACUAAACAAAUAUAGUAAACUAAGGCAUGUAGCGGGACUGAAACAAGUGAACAUUACCUAUAAAUGUUACACCGUACGCGUUAAAGGCGAAAAUAAAGUGCAAAUCAACAAAGGCUGCAUCGCAGUGCCUGCCGAACGGACCGCCUGCGAGCUGCUAGCAACAAAAUAUGGCGAGGACGCGUUGCAGGAUUGCCAAGUGUGCUUGGAGGGCAAAUGUAAUAGUCGAAGCAGCAGCAAAGAUUUGAAAUUUUCCUUCACGAGUGUUAUCUUAACGAUUUUAAGCGCUUGGUUACUCAGUUGAGUUUUGAAUGGCUGUUCAAUCUUUGCUUCAGUUUAUUGCAAACAAUACACUUUUAACAGUUUAAACGGUAUAACCGAAAUAUAUCCGAUAUUUUUUGCCUUUUCAUUGCGAUUAAAUUAGCACGAAAACUUC
This is a messenger RNA of Bactrocera dorsalis (oriental fruit fly), 2985 nucleotides long. RefSeq lists its product as uncharacterized. Lineage: Eukaryota; Metazoa; Arthropoda; Insecta; Diptera; Tephritidae. The coding region runs from base 610 to 2853 and encodes 747 amino acids. The transcript has 3 exons. The record is from RefSeq and is a predicted model, not a curated record.